This is a messenger RNA of Vitis riparia (riverbank grape), 3170 nucleotides long. RefSeq names its product mechanosensitive ion channel protein 10-like. Gene Ontology annotation, biological process: transmembrane transport; detection of mechanical stimulus; monoatomic anion transport. The record is from RefSeq and is a predicted model, not a curated record. NCBI's taxonomy places the organism in Eukaryota, Viridiplantae, Streptophyta, Magnoliopsida, Vitales, Vitaceae. The coding region runs from base 450 to 2768 and encodes 772 amino acids. The transcript is spliced from 6 exons. Gene Ontology annotation, molecular function: mechanosensitive monoatomic ion channel activity. Gene Ontology annotation, cellular component: plasma membrane.
UCUUGCAGUCAACUAUUCGCCGCUGCUAACAACUCCACCAUUUCACUUUGAGUUGGUGGUUUUCUCUGCUCUGUUUGGUUGUCGAGAAAAUGCAACACUUGCUAUCUUAUUCAAAAGGUUUUACUAAAGGGGGCCGUUCUAACUUUUAAGAUCCCAAAUUUGCUUUUUCUUUCGUGCAAUUUUCCGUAAAAGCAAACAGUGAAUUUGCACGGGCUUUUGAAUCUCUCGAUUAUAAUUCUCUGCUUUCCACUUUCUUUCUUUUUGUGUGAUCAUUGGCGGGAAUCCGCCAGAAGUAAAAUAUUUGUCUUGAUUGUUGUUUGAGAGCUCGGGAAAUAUAAAUGGAAGCUGGGAAUCGGGUCGCUGGUUAAGUUUGAUCGUGAAAAAUUCCAAAUUCUUUUUUUUUUUAUUUUCCCGCGUUUUCUCAGGAACCAAUCAUAGCGAACGCUUUCAUGGAAAGUGGAAGAGAGGCGACACGCAAGAAAGGUAACAGUGAAAAUGAAGUCGUUGUUACGAUUUCGAGUAGUGAAGAAAGCACAGAUGCUAAAGCUUCUGUGGCAACCGAAGAUGGCUCCAACUUGUUUCCUAAAGAUUCGCAAGGUUCGAUUGAGCUGGAGAGGCUCAAAUCGAGCGUCCAAGUGACCCCAAAGACCACCCCAUCUUCUCCAGACAUAGCCAGAAGUCCGAAUGCGAGCAAGCCCCCAAAAGUCCCCACGGAGUCGGUGGUUCGACGGCGGUCCCUUGGUAGGUCGGCAUAUUCGAAACCCAAAUCGAGAUUGCUGGAGCCUUCGUAUCCUAUUGAAACGUCUGUUGAAGAGAAGACCCAGUUAUUGCCCUCGAACUCACCGAUCGCUGACAGUGCAUCUCCAAUUCAUAGCCUAACUGCUACUACUCCUAGAGACAAUGUGAGAACAGCUCCAGCAACUCCACGAACGCCGUUGGUGCUCGAUGGAGAGGACGAGGAAGAAGAUGAUGACGUUUAUAAGACAUCGAAUUCGCCAGAAAUUGAAAAGAACAGUAAGAGAUUGAGGUUUGUACUUUGGGUUGAGUGGAUUGCGUUUGUGUGUAUUAUGGGGUGCCUGGUUGCUAGCUUAACUGUACAUAGGUUGCUUCACACUUUGAUUUGGGGUUUGGAAAUUUGGAAAUGGUCUGUGCUGGUAUUGGUAAUAUUCUGUGGGAGAUUGGUCACGGAAUGGUGUAUUAAUAUCGUAGUUUUCAUGAUUGAAAAGAAUUUUUUGCUUAGAAAGAAGGUUUUGUAUUUUGUUUAUGGGUUGAAGAAGAGUGUGCUGGUCUUCAUUUGGUUGGGUUUGAUUCUUCUAGCUUGGGGUCUAUUGAUCAACCGUGGGGUGAAGCGAUCAAGGAAGGCCACCAGGAUUCUGAAUUAUGUGACGAGAGCUCUUGCUGCUUGUCUUAUUGGGGCUGCUAUAUGGUUGGCAAAGACCCUGUUGGUAAAGAUACUAGCUUCUUCUUUCCAUGUAACAAGAUUCUUUGACCGGAUUCAAGAAUCAAUAUUUCAUCAAUAUGUUCUCCAGACCCUUUCGGGGCCUCCUUUGAUGGCGAUGGCAGAAAUGGUUGGGAGUGUAAAUAGUGCUCAGUUGAGUUUCAGGAGUACUAAGAGAGGAAAAGGAGGGGAGAAAGAAGAGGUUAUUGAUGUAGGGAAGCUUCAUAAAAUAAAGCAAGAGAAGGUUUCUGCUUGGACCAUGAAAGGUUUGAUUCAAGUGAUAAGGGGUUCAGGGUUGACUACAAUCUCAAAUGCACUUGAUGAUAGUGUUGAUGAUGACGGAGGUGAACAGAAAGAUAAGGAGAUUACUAAUGAGUGGGAAGCAAGGAAUGCAGCUUCUCGGAUUUUUAUGAAUGUAGCCAAGCCUUGUACCAAACAUAUUGAUGAGGAGGACCUCUUGCGCUUCAUGAAAAAGGAGGAGGUAGAUAAUGUGCUUCCAUUAUUUGAAGGAGCAUCAGAAACUCGAAAGAUUAAGAGAUCCUCUUUGAAGAAGUGGGUGGUGAAUGUCUAUCUUGAACGCAAAUCACUGGCACAUUCUUUAAAUGACACUAAAACAGCUAUAGAGGAACUGAAUAAAAUUGCUUCAGGGGUUAUGCUUAUUGUUAUCAUUAUUGUGUGGUUACUCUUGAUGGGAUUUGCGACAACCAAUGUACUCGUCUUCAUUUCAUCACAGCUUUUACUUGCGGCAUUUAUGUUUGGCAACACCUGCAAGACUGUAUUUGAAGCCAUCAUAUUUGUAUUUGUGAUGCACCCAUUUGAUGUUGGUGAUCGUUGUGUCAUUGAUGGAGUACAGAUGGUCGUUGAAGAGAUGAACAUUUUGACGACAAUCUUCCUGAGAUACGACAAUGAAAAGAUAUUCUAUCCAAAUUCAGUUUUGGCUACCAAACCCAUCAGCAACUUUUACCGGAGCCCGGAAAUGAGUGACUCUGUGGAGUUUGCUGUUGAUUUUUCCACUUCAAUGGAGACCAUUGCUGCUCUUAAAGCUAGAAUAAAAAUGUACUUGGAGAGCAAGCCUCAACACUGGCGUCCUGGCCACAGCGUGUUGGUGAAGGAUAUUGUUGAUGUGAACCAGAUGAAUAUGGGUCUUUAUGUCACCCACACUAUAAACUUUCAGAACUAUGGGGACAAGAGCAGCCGCAGAUCUGAACUAGUCAUAGAGCUGAAGAAAAUCUUUGAAGAGCUUAAUAUUAAAUAUCAUCUUCUGCCUCAGGAAGUUCACGUAAGAAGUGUUGACUCAGCACCACCAGUGUUUCCAACUACAAUGCGAUGACAAUCAUCCUUCUUUGAGCCAGGAUUCUGUAGUCUGCUGCAAGAACAUUGUGGUCGAUGCAUGAGCAAAGAUUGAUUUAGCAGGAAGGAAUGUAUUCUCAAGGAAGAUUAUUUGAACUGCAGUUUUAGUUCUGAUUUUGAAAAUGAAAAAUGUUGCCACGUUUUCUUUACCAUAAAAAAAAAAAAAAAAAAAGAAGUCGUUUUUAUGUGAAAAUGAAGGAUGGAGAGUAGGAAGGGUGAGUGUUGUAUUCUUUCUUUUCUUUCAUUGUUUAUUGUAAUUUUGGGUGAGUUCUUGUUUAGCUUUUAGAGCUAUUCUCAUGGAAUGAUAUGGCUUUUGAUUAUUUUUAUUGUACAUUUUUUUUUGGAGCUCUUAUGAGAGUAAAGAGGUAAGACUUUCUUUGGA